This is a messenger RNA of Phyllostomus hastatus (greater spear-nosed bat), 1938 nucleotides long. RefSeq names its product HIV-1 Tat interactive protein 2 (gene HTATIP2). Gene Ontology annotation, cellular component: cytoplasm. Gene Ontology annotation, biological process: import into nucleus. The coding region runs from base 3 to 932 and encodes 309 amino acids. Lineage: Eukaryota; Metazoa; Chordata; Mammalia; Chiroptera; Phyllostomidae. The transcript has 6 exons. The record is from RefSeq and is a predicted model, not a curated record. Gene Ontology annotation, molecular function: NAD binding; oxidoreductase activity, acting on the aldehyde or oxo group of donors, NAD or NADP as acceptor.
GCAUGGCCGCCUCGGACCCUCAUCGGAACAUGGGGAACGAGGGCUGCAAGGGGCAAGGGGACAAGGAUCCCCAGGGAAGGAGGGAUGCCCGGAUGCACCGCUCCAUGUCGCUGAGUACUGGAGCAGCAGUGGCUGCGGCGGUUGCUGCGCUGGUAACCGCCCUGCUCCUGCUGUGGUGUGAGGACGCGGGGCCGGGGGCCGGCUCAAGUAGCAUGGCUGAGACAGAGGCGCUGCCCAAGCUUCGGGAAGACUUCAGGAUGCAGAACAAAUCCGUCUUUAUUUUGGGCGCCAGUGGGGAAACCGGCCGAGCGCUCUUAAAAGAAAUACUGGAGCAGAGCCUCUUUUCCAAAGUCACAGUCAUUGGCCGGAGGAAGCUGACUUUUGAUGAAGAAGCUUAUAAAAAUGUGAAUCAAGAAGUGGUGGAUUUUGAAAAGCUGGAUGACUACGCAUCUGCCUUUCAAGGCCACGAUGUUGGAUUCUGUUGCCUGGGCACCACAAAAGCAAAAGCUGGGGCGGAGGGGUUUGUGCGUGUCGAUCGAGAUUAUGUCCUGAAAUCUGCAGAGCUGGCAAAAGCUGGAGGGUGCAAGCAUUUCAACUUGCUGUCCUCUAAGGGAGCGGAUAAGUCGAGCAGUUUUUUUUAUCUGCAAGUUAAGGGAGAAGUAGAAGAUAGAGUGGGAGAAUUAAAAUUUGACCGUUACUCGAUAUUUAGGCCUGGAAUUCUGUUAUGUGAUAGGCAAGAAUCUCGCCCAGCCGAAUGGCUGGUGAGAAAAUUCUUUGGCUCCAUACCAGCAUCUUGGGCCAGAGGGCAUUCUGUUCCAGUGGUGAAGGUGUGCAGAGCGAUGCUGAACAACGCAGUGAGACCCAGCAGCAAGGAGAAGGAAGUGCUGGACAACAUGGCCAUCCACAGCCUGGGGAAAGCCGACGCCUCUUAAGCCAUGAUCACUCCCGAGGAAUGCUUUUUUGUAAAACUCAGCACCCACCUAAUCACUAAUUUGAGGGUCUAAAAAAAGGAGCACUUUAACCAUGGUUUCACUACUUUCAGCUGAUCAGGUCCAAUUAAAAACUGAUGAUGUACUACACGGGCAGCUCAGGGCCUGGUUGUGCACGUGUGCGGUUGGCCCUUGAACAACAUGAGUCCAUGAGUUUUUACACAUGAGUUUUUUCAGUAAGUGCUGUAAAUGGGUUUUCUAUUCCUUAGGUUUUUCUUACAAACAUUUUCUUCACCUUACUUUAUUGUAAGAAUACAGUAUAUAAUACAUAUAACACACAAAACACUUAUUACUGUUUAUGUUAGUGGGAAGUAUGAUCAACAGCAGGCUAUUAUUAGUACAGCUGGCCCUCUGCAUCCACAGAUUUCCAAUCUCAGAUCAAAAUUUUGUUUUCAAUCCAAAGUUGGCUGAGUCUGUGUCUGUGGGUGUAAAACCUGUGGCUCUGAAGGGCAGAGUAUAGUUAAGUUUGGGGGGUGUCAAAAGUUAUUUGUGAAUUUUCAAGUAAACUGGGGUGGCUCCCCAAAUCACAUGUUGUUCAAGUGUCAACUGUACGUCACCCGGGGAACUUUCCAAAUGGAGAGCUUUGUGGGCUUUGCCUCCAACCUUCUGAAUCUGAAAUUUGGGGUACAGGCAUAGGAAUCUGUUGUUUUGUUUAAGCUUCCUCUGGAGAUUCUGGUGCCACUGGGUGGCAGGGGUGGGGGUGGGUAGCAUGGAGCCAGCUCUGAAAUGCUUGUCUGCAGAGUGACAGCAGCGGGGAAGACCUUCUGUAAUCUGCAGAUGAGUUCUGUUCUAAAACUGUUGACAUUUGUGUCUCCCAGGUACUCAGGCCUGACUGCAUAUAAUUGUUUAAAGGAACAUUGUGCCUUACUACUUCAUUAGAAUAUAUAAUAACUGAGCUUAUAUAAUUCAUGGGAGAAUUAAACAGUGGAAUAAAAAUAAAUAGACAAGU